Molecule: messenger RNA, 23469 nt
Organism: Podarcis lilfordi (Lilford's wall lizard)
Lineage: Eukaryota; Metazoa; Chordata; Lepidosauria; Squamata; Lacertidae
Source: the annotation of a GenBank genome assembly
GGAAGAGAGGAGGAGGAGGGAAGGGACGGGGGAAGAAAAGAGAAGCAACUUUGGUAUGUCACCGGCGUUCCAGAGAAUGACAAUCAUAUUUGCCGGUUAAUCAGGGUUUUGGAAUUGACCAAGAGGAAACGCAUGUUUUGUGAUGAUGACACAAUCCUUGUUGGCAUAGUUGUUUAACAUGAGGGAACUCCCACAAGGAAAGGCUUAAAAGCACUUAGCGAGGGCUGAAGCACUUCUCAGACGCUGCCAGGAAAGAGAGGGAGUGUUUGCGUGUUGAUUUCGGUUCCUAGUAGAUGUCAGAAUGAACUCCGGCCAAGGAUUCUACCACUUCUCUUCUGGAUCUCUCAGGGGUGGUUCAGGAUGCAGCUUCUCACACAUCGGCGACCCCUACAGAGCUGGCACUCUGCACGGAGGAAGUGGCUGUCUACCUGUCCCCAUGUCCUUUGGAGCACCCACCUGGCUGGCCUCUGAUGCUGGGGCAGGCUGGGGGGGCUUCGGCGGGAGCCACGGGGACAUCUUCAUGGGAAGGAAUGAGAAGCAGAUGAUGCAGGACCUGAACGACCGCUUGGCCUCCUACCUGGAGAAGGUGCGUUCUUUGGAAGAGGCCAACACUCAGCUGGAGGGCUGCAUCCGGGACUGGCACAAGAAGAAGUCUCAGGGCACCAAGCAUGACUUCAAGGAUUACGAACAAAACAUCUCAGACAUGCACGAGAAGGUAAGUCUGAGGAGGCGCAGGCUGGCUUACAUUCCUCCAUGGGGGGAUUCAAGCACUCGUUCAGCUCAGCAAUAUAAAUAUCUGAAAUGGUUGCUUCUGCUGGGUGUUUGCUUAAGAGCUGUCCUCAAGGAAAGGUGUGGACUCCAAGGGUAGGAAAGGGUGAAGAGGGAGGGGAGGCAACCCUGAAAUAUAUAUAUUUUAAAGCACACACAUUCUCAAGCAAAUUCUCCUAACUACCGUUUUGCUCAGGGGGGAAAUGUUCAUAUUUCUAUAUUUUUUUAUCGUGUUGCAGUUGUGGAUGAUGUGGAAUUUAUGGGCUUGGCAGCACAUUACGUUGAAUUUGGCAUCUUAAUCUUUGGAUUUUAAAUUAAGAAUUGUGUUACCCUAUAAGUUUUUAUUAUAUUAAAGAAGGUAAAUUUGAUUUGGGGUGGGGUGGGGAGGUUAAGGUUGGGGUUAACAUUUCAGACUCAGACUACUCACUGUGUUUCCAAUGUGCACAGAACACGAUUUGAAUUCUAGACAGAUUGCUGCACUUCGCUCUUGCUUCUCAGAUACACCGCGACUGAAAUGAUGCCAGCUAUUUCUAUAUACAUGCAUCUCAUGUAUAUAUUAUAAAGCAUAAUUUUUAGUUAACCUACAUCUCCUGCAAGAGCACAAUGUCUCUAUCAGAAUAUGCCGGGAUGCUAGUUUUAGGAGUGAAGCCUAGACACCCUUCUAAAUCGUGGGUUAGCCCUUGAACAAGUGAAAAGGAUGACAUGCUCCAAUAAGACAUGGAUGGGAAUCCAGGGGACGAGUCACCCAGUGAGUGCAGGGCAUCAGAUGAUAUCCCACUGACAUCGCAAGUAGACCCAUUCGGAUGAAUGUGCCUGCUCUGAGUAUGACUUAGAGGGAUAUCUUGAGCAGCGAGCAGCUGAGACGGGGCAGCAUUUCUUUACAUAGCAAUCUGUGUUAUACCGACUUGGACCAUUGGUCCCUAUAGCUUAGUAUUGUCUACACUGACUGACAGCAACCCUCCAGUCUUUCAGACAAGGAAUCUUUUCCAGCUGUACCUGAAGAUGCCAGGGAUCAAACCUGGGAUCUUUUGCAGGCAAAGCAGAUGCUUUGCUGCAGAGCUACAGCCUAUUCCCCACUGUUAGCAAGCGUUGUUGUUGUUGUUGUUGUUGUUGUUGUUGUUGUUGUUGUUGCUGUCAUUGAUUAGUUAACCAUUCUUCACCCUAAGGUCCCAGGGCAGGUUACAACAUUAAAACACAAUACAGUGGUACCUCAGGUUAAGUAUUUAAUUCGUUCCGGAGGUCCGUACUUAACCUGAAACUGUUCUUAACCUGAAGCACCACUUUAGCUAAUCGGGCCUCCUGCUGCUGCUGCGCCGCCAGAGCACAAUUUCUGUUUUCAUCCUGAAGCACUAUUUCUGGGUUAGCGGAGUCUGUAACCUGAAGCGUAUGUAACCAGAGGUACCGCUGUAUUAAAAACCAGUUUAAAACAACUUAGAAUCGCAUAAAUGAGGUGGGCCCUAGAAAUAUACCCCUCAAGUGUCAAAAGCCAAAGUAAAGAGCACUGCUGAAGAAAAUUAAUUCGCUCAUUAUUCCCGUUCGUAAAGAUGUCUGCUGCUUUACAGUUCUCUACUCAUUCAUCCCCUUGCAGUAACCUUGGCCUAACUCUCAGAAACAGUAGCUGGAGAUAGCCCUGAGUCUGGACUAUAACACUUCAAACCGGAGGCAGGGGGUCUCAUAACUGAAUUUCAUUUAUAAAAAGAAACAUAACAAAUGAGGUGGUGUGCGAGUGAGAACUUCCACACAACUCUCCUUGACAUGCAAGCUUUCUAUGCAUAGGGAUCUUGGGCGACCUCGUAUAUUUAAAGCACCACUUUAAACAGUCUUGGCUUCCCCCAAAGAAUUCUGGGAGCUGUUGUUUGUUAAGGGUGCUCAGAGUUGUGCGGAGACCCCCUAUUCACCUCACAGAGUAACAAUUCCCAGAGUUCCCUGGGGUAGAUUUUUAAAACCAUUCCGGCUGUUGUAGCUCAGUGAGGGGAAUAGGGGCUUCGUAGCAACCCUCAGCACCGUUAAUGAACUACAGCUCCCAGAAUUCUUUGGGGGGAAGCCAUGACUAUUUAAAGUGGUAUCAGAGUGUUUUAAAUAUAUGGUGUGGAUGUGGCCUGGGGGUGACAUUCUCUCAGUGGAGCUCCCAUCUGCAGCCUGAAGGUCAUUACACAAAGGGAAUGCACCUGGGAUAUAGUAACUCUGCAGAACUUUUUUGUCUGUGUCUCCUCUCGCCACCUAUAUUUGUUUCAGAGCCGCUUCUCAUUUCACUGCUUGGACUUUUGAAGAUUUGUAUGGGGGGAAAAGUCAGUAGUAAACAGCUGGGGGCGUGAACUGGGUGAAUUGCUGCCAAGAGCUCAGAAAAGUUGCAAGGCAUAUGUUGUCUCCCAUAGUAUGCCUGAGCUUUCCAGGGUUAAAGAUAUAGCCCUAUCCCGACUAUGCCAUUUCAUACUACCAGCUGGGCAACAUAUCAUCAGCCGCAAUAAGCUCAAGUCCCAAUUACUGCAGUGUGCUCACCGUGGAGUUACCCUUGAGCCUGGUAGGGUUCCUCCAGCUCAUGCAAAAUGCUGCAGCCAGACUGCUGAUGGGGACAGUCCAUCAUGCAACUCUGGUGCUCAGAAGUUUGCAGUGGUUUCCCAUAUGCUACCAGGCUGCGUUCAAGGUACUUGCAUUAAGCUACAAGUUCCUUAACUAUUUUGGUCCAGGAUACUUCAAGGACUGCCUAAUCCCUUACAUCCCUGCCCAAUCCUGGAGGCUUUCGGGGGAGUCACUGUUGGUGGCCCCCCAUGUCUUAGAUGCAUGGCUCAUAUCCAUAAAGAGCUAUGCAUUCUGUAUUGGGGGCCCAAUUUUGUGGAGCUCCCUUCCGGUGUAAGUCAGGCAGGCCCCUUCCCUACUGAACUUCUGGUGGCUGUUGAAGUUGUUGUUGUUGUUAUUCCAGUAGGCAUUAUAAUAGAGGUUUGAUUUUAUAGUUUUAACUGAUCAUUUUACAUUGUACCUUUGUACACCACUCAGCAACUAUUGUAGUUGAAAUGUUUUUUAAAAUAAAUAAAACCAGAAUUGGACCUUUUGGUUUGACCUAUAUACUGUAAACUUGGCAGGCAGGGAUUUUGGGUGCUGUAUGUCACCCACCGCAUUGUUUUCAGCGCAUUUACGGAGACACAGUGGUAGAAGUACUUUGCAGCUCAUAGCAAGCUGGGUAGCAAGAGAUAUACCCGUCCACAUAAACCUCAUUUUGGAAGGUUCCUUCAGUGGGCCUGCCUGCCCUGACUUCCUGUAAUGUAGGAGGAUGCUGGGCCGGCCCUACCAGUUAUCAAAGUAAGGCAGCUGCCUCAGGUGGCAGAUAUGGAGACUGGGUAGUGGGGAUGGGGUAUUGGAAGACACAGUUCUGUGUGCCAUAGGGACUGCCCUGCAUCCCCUUUCCCAGCCUUAAUUUUAGUGAAAGAUUCUGGCCCAUCACCUGCGCAGAAGUAAGAUUCAACAGCCAGUCUGGUCCAGUUCCAUACAUGGAAUAGGUGAGCCCACCAUUUUGCCUCUUACCUAAGGCAGCAAAUUGUUUUGGGUCAAUCUUAAGAGGACGGAGCUGCUAUAGUGUCUCUGAGUACACAUGAAGUUGGCUGUGCAGGAAAAUACACACUUCCACUCUAAUCUUACAAACAGCCCACCCUCUCAGCAAAUAUGUAAUUUCCCGAUAAUUAAAGAGAAUUUCUGGUUCUCACCAAGAUUUCUACAUUAAGCGUCAACUGAAGCUGCCUUUGUGCUCACAUGUCUUCGUGCCUAAGUGGGGUGUUAAUUGGGACUCAUAAUAAUGCCCAUUUAACUAGGCAAUAAUCCCUGUGACUAAUCCUAUUAAUGACUUUUAACUCCAUGUUGCUAUAUAAGGCAAGAAGGCAGGCUUUUCACAACGGUGUGCUUUAGCUCUUGAAGAGCGUUCCGGUUCUGAAUGAGGGUAAUUUGUACCUCCCAUAAUCUUUGGGAGAGGCUGCCACAGAGAGCUCUGCAAAAUGGCAUCCAGCAGGGCCCCUCUCAGCAGAAUGAGCAGGAAGGCCUAUCUUACCACAUUUUGAAGUAAAACACACGAGCACCUGAAAGACAGACCCUCAUAGGAUCACAGCCCAGGUGGUUCAUGGGAAGUGAUUCAUAAAACAAAAAUAACAAUUAAAAAUAAAACUGCCUAACUGUACUGCUGUAUGCUAACUAACGCUUUCUGCAUGGUGACAGCCUCUGUGCUGGCUCAUGUGGGAUUAGAGCUGGCAUGAUUUAUAGCUAGAGGCAGCCAAUGUGGUGUCCUUCAGAGGUUGUUGAACUACAACUCCCAUCAUCCUUGACUGUUAUUGGUCAUGCUGGCUGAGGCUGAUGGGAGUUGUGGCCCAGCAUUAUCUGGAGGGCUACGAUGUUGACUCCCCCAUCUAAAGCAAGAAGCCUGAACUUGGCCAACCUGAACUUGGCCAACCACUCUUCAGCCACCGAUCUUCUCAGCCCCCCAAUGGCUUUCCUCAGACUUGGUUUAGAGGGUUACUGAAGCAUGCUGGGGGCAGAACAAAGACUACAGCCAACAAAUGAGGACCUUCCUAAUGCAAUCUCCCUUCCUCGUUUUUCCUCACUUCAGGUCCAAGCUGCCUUGCUCUGCCAGUAAACUCUCCCCUAGCUUCUAUUGGCUUGAACUGGGAUUGCUACCCAGUGGAGAAAGAAUUUUCUUGGCCCAAGAAAAUUGGUUCAUAUUAGAUCUUGGCGCCCACACAUAUACAGCAAGUGUGGAUUUUUCUAGUGUGUUGGGGUCUGCUUCCAUAGUCAAAAGAACUGUGAGCCAACUAGAAGGUUGGGAUUAGCCUGCCACCCUCCCAGACUUUGCUCCAUAUCCUUCCUGUGUCAGGAUUAAUGGGCAAGCAGAGGGGAAACAGUUCAUUUUGAAAACAUAGAUACAUGGGGGAGCAAGGAACCUCACUGGUUCAGGACACAGUUCUAGGAAUGAUGGUUUCCAUGUUGUCAAUACAUUUUGCCCUGCUGCUAAGGACUUUCCCUCCCAAUAUGCUCUUAGGGAUGCCCUCUGGUCUCUCUGAAGCACCAUGAAUAAGUUCAGCUAAAGCCAGGAUGUUUUGCAAGAUGUAGUCUCAACAGCACCUUAUCACACCACCAUCUAAGUUUUCUUUUUAUGUGGCUCUGCAUGAGUUUUGUUUACACUCAAGGUAUGAACUGACUGGCUAAAAUCCCUGUAUGUAUGUGUAUGUUCUCCUGUAAUAUAUGGCUUUGCCGUCUUGCUGAAAUCAUCUGGAGGUGUUUGCUGUGUAGGCUCUGUGCUUACGGCAUCCUUUCUUGCAUGCACUUGGGGAAGGAGAGGAAGAACAAGGAAUGCUGAAAAUAUAGGUCACUGAUUCCAAGAUUUCCGCAACCGCCUUUUUCCUGUUCUACAGUUCAACAACAACAAGCGUCAGAACUUGGAGUGAAAAAGUGUUAAUUGCAUUUGUGAACUAACUUUGCAGCCUUCUGCAUUGCUUCUUCUGGCAACCCUAGAGGAGUAGUCUAUUUGCCCAGGAAUGUUCCCUGUCAUCGCUUAACAAACACAUUCAUGGCGUGGAUCCCCCUGGCUCUGUGAUACGACUCAGGUCUUUCAAGAAAAGGCUAGAGAGGCUGUCUUAGUGAUGCUUUAGAGACAGAUUAAGGGUAUCUCAAGUUCCAACGGUAAAACUACAUCCCCCCAAAAAUGUGUGUUUUGCAGAGAAUGACACAGCAGCUAGGGACACAGAAGAAAUUUGGUCUGUGAACUGAUGUAAACUGAUGUAAUUUGCACUUCCCAAAACAAUACGUGAACUGGGAGUAAGGAUAUUCCUUAUGUACAGGAAUAUUCAGUGGUUUCCAAACUUCCUGACACACUUUGAGCACUGAUGCCUGUUGUGUCAUAUCUGUUACCACAGUCAACAAUUCCUGGCUUGCCUUGCUGGCUGAAGGGAUGGAGGUCUUUUCUCUGACUUCAUGCUACAACUCUGAAACACAGAGCAUGAUGUAAUGGGGAAAUAUCUUGCUCCUCACUCCAGCUCUGAGCUUGAAGCUAUGAAGUGCAGGGGCCGAAAACAAUUGCUGGCACUCACAGUUCAAAAAUGAAGAGGAGACAGAGGCUGAUGGCUUAUGAGUGUAGCUGAGUACCAGCUUGGUUCCAAGGCAAAGUGAUGGGGCCUCCCCCUUCCGGGUCUGAGUUGGGAGAUCCAGAAGCACAACGGCUUGCUCUGUCUCUGUGCCUGAAGAGUUGGACAGGAGAAGAAAAGCACUGAAUAUUCUCAGUGCCAACGCAGUGGUGGAGGGGUUUUAUGUGUCCUGCAAGCACAGAGCCUAAUGGACUCAAGGCUUCCACUGGAAUGGGCGUUCAUUUCCUCUGCUCUUCAACUCUAGGCUUCAAAGGAGCCUCAGGCUUAUGUUGUCACUUGCUAGAGCUCCUCGCUCUCAAUGGAGGGGGGGGCCAAGUCAGGUCAUUGAACCUUCAUCCAUAAGAACCUUACAAAGGGGGGAGGUACCAGAAAUAUGCGGGUCAUUUUUAGCCAAAUAGCAGCAGCAAUGUGGAAAGAGUUCAGAUUUUCUUGCAGACUGCAGUAAGACUAAAAUGAUCCAGAGGAAUUCUCCAAAUUCUGGGCUCGGGACACAAAAUUCAAGACACUUUUAUAACAUUCUCUUUACAUGAUUAGGUCAUGAACGGUCCCUUUCAGCAAUAUGAUUGGAUACCAGAACGUGUGGACCGCUUAUGGACCCCUCACACUCACUUCUAAUUGGUUUACAAAAAGCACACUCCUAUCCACUAGUGAUACCAUGGCAACAGUGAGCAAAGUUUAGAAAUUUGCUAUUCAUUUGUCUCAUACAAAAUGUUGCUUUUCUGCUAUCUGCUUACAUGAAGUUCUCCUCAUUAGUGUGAGUUACUGUUCUGUGGCUUUGAAGUUCCUAGUCUGCAAAGGUCAGUGAGCUCUUGGCAUGUCUUGCUGAGCUGAUAAGAAAAUGAGAGGCCCUGCUUGCUAGCAAAAAGACAGAAACGCAUCUUCUAUUCAUGGGUGAGGGAGGGGGCUGCAGAGAGAAAAGAAAAAUAGUUUUUAAACUACUUCACAUCCUUUUCCCUUUGGAGGUGAGAAAACGGAAAGUUAUUUCUGAAGUCUUCAAUCUGGGAUUAAAUGAACAAAUGCAAUUGCAUUAAGUGUGCAAAACAAUUGCAUUAAAAAGAGAGAGAUGCCUAUAUUUCCAAUACAUUUCCAGUACAGCACAAUGGCACAGAUACGUUGUGGCUGGGACUGCCUGAGAACGUGUUUAUGCAGACUCAGCACUUAUCAGGCUGAAGUCAAUUGUGCACCAGAAGCAUGUUCUGCGGCAGACGGGGUGAGCAUAGGUUUGUGUGCUGUGGGUUCUGACAUGCUUCCUGGUCCACAACAGCCACCUGGGUUACAGGUCAUGACACCCAGGUAUCAAGAGUCUAUCUGUCAGGGACUGGACAGAGGAGGAAUGGUGGAGACCGCCUCCCCAGUCUGACCCUUCCAGAGAAGGAGGCAGUUCAGAAUUACAACAGGGGUUUGAGGGAGAUCGCAGUUCAGAGGAAGACGAGGGGAAAAGUUGGGAAAUUAUGGGAGAGGAGGAGGUGGCAGAGCUGGAGCAGCUGGCUGACACAUUAUCACUAGAAAAAAUUCCAGACCCACCACCUCCCAGAACCUGGUGAGCCUUAAAAGUAGGAGAGCAAAGGGCUCGGAAGCAAAGGACCCUCAGCGCCACCAGUAGAAGGGAUGAUGAAUGAAGAAGUGGGAGAGAAGGGGAGGGGAGAUUUACUCAGGGCAAUGCCAUUAUUCCAAGAGGCUUCCUUUCUAAGCCUCUCUCUCUGUGAAUAUUGAAUGAAAAGCUGUAGGUAAGAACUUUCCUUGUCUUAUCCAUUCCUGGCAACCUACCAUGGGGGUUGGAUCCUCUGACGCCUGACACUAUCAUAGAAUCCCUCAGCUGUGCAGAAGACUCUGAACCCUGUUGCAGGGCACACACUCAGUUCACAGAAGGCACUGUUGGCCCUCCUCCUCAUCUCCUGUGAACAGGUGGUGUGUGUCCUUUAACAUACCUAAAGCAUUCAUCAGUGGUUGAGCAUCACAGAAGAAGAUCAGUUGUGGUUUGCAAACUGCCUUUCAGCUGCUGCUGUUGUUGUUGAGCAUCUGAUAAGCUAACAAAGACUUCUGGGAUCCUCCAGAAACUCUUUGAAAAUAGCUUGUACCUGACAAUUUGAUGGCAUUUAAUGGUCGGCAAACAAUCGUCGUUAACAUCAGGUUGCGUUGGGUAACUCACAUGCAUUAGAUAUAGUGUCCAAUAGCAUCUGGUAGGUAAGUAACAACCAUUCGUAUUUGGUAGCUGGGAAUUCAGAACUGAAGAUGGCCAAAACCAAAAUGAUCAAGAGAUACUGGCAGGUGUAAACGUUUCCCUUUUUGACAUUUGAUAAAAAAUUUCAGAAGAACAAUGUGAAUGUGAAUUUUGUGAAAGUUGCAUUAAAAAUAUGAAGCUUAACAAAGUUAGAACAUUUCAGAUGUUUGCAAGUGAUAGGUGCAGCUCAUGAAAAGGCAUUACGUCAGAGAACAUUGCUUGCAAAAAAAAUAAUUGCACAUUAGAUAUUAAAUAAAUAUACUGAAAUACUGACCAGUUUUUGUGAGGACAUUUUUUUAAAAAGGAAACUGAUGCAUAAAUGUCAUGAACUGCACUUUAGGUUGGAAAAAUCAGACACAGAGAGAAACCCAAAUUGAGAGAUCCAUCCAACUGUUCAUCCCUACCAACCAAUCACAACAACUGCCAACCCCCCCCCCCCAGAUAUUGAGCUUUUCAUUCCACAUUUGCAAUGAGAUGAGUUCUUUCUUUCUCAUUUACAGAUUGAGACUAAACGGGUUACCAAUGCAAGCAUCGUGCUACAGAUUGACAAUGCUAAAAUGGCCACUGAGGACUUCAGGCUCAAGUAAGUUAUUCCUUGAACUCCUUGCCUAUUCGUGGAAACAGAGAUUGGCAAAGGACAUAGAAUUUGGCCUUAAUUCUUCACAACCUGGUCGUCUGGAUGCAAUAAAGCCAACCUAUUCCCCAAGUAAUUUAAUAAAUGUAAUAAAUAAUAACAGCAAUGUUAGAUGCACCACAGAUUAAGCCUGGUUGAAAUCAUCACCAUUGGAGUCAUGCCAUUUAUGGUGCCCUACUUACUAGGUCCUUGGCCAACAACUAGGCUGGCUAGCAGGCCAAUCUCGAAUGGAGCGUAGGGUUGAAAGGGGUCUUAUCUUCCCCCACUGCUUCUUACUCAUUUGUGGCUGCCACCACAUAAUACCUGGCUGAGGCUGAAAGCUCAAGGCAGGUGUGUUGCCUUUUCUGGAUAGUAGAGGAAACCUCAGGAAUUAUGUAGGCACCGCAGCUUGUUUCCUUUCCAUUUCGCCUGCCUCCUGAAACGAGACUGGUGCUAUUAAUGGCUACUAGCCCCAGUGGCUAUCUUCAGACUCCACUAUCGGAGACAGUCGCUAGGAAUCACAGGUGGGGAGAUGCUGCUGCUGCUGCUGCUGCUCCUCCUCUCAGGUCCUUCUUGUGUGCUUCCUAUGGGCAUCUGGUUGGCCACUGUGAAAACAGGCCUGAUCCAGCAGGCUCAUCUUAUCAUGGAAUCAUAGAAUGGUAGAGUUGGAAAGGACCGUGAGAAUCAUCUAGUCCAACUCCCUGCAGUGCAGCAGUAUUUUGCCCAACGUGGGGCUGGAACCAGCAACCCUGAGAUUAAGAGUCUCGUGCUCUACCAACUGAGCUAUCCCUCAGGGGAUCCUAUGACUAAAUGGACCCUUGGCCUUAUCCACCAGGCUCAUCUUAUGUUCUUAUGUUCAUCAUCAAACCUGACAUGUAUUUACUCAAUAUGUAUUUGCUGAUUUACCUAAAAAGAUAAGGUUAGUGAGUGUGCAUGGAAGGGAAGUGGAAGGUGCCUAUUUCAACUUCCCCUCCCUCUGCUCCUUUAAGCUGUUUUCCCCACCCUUCCAGAAGCAAUCAUUUCUAGUAUCUGAGUGGGACUGUGGGGAAAAACAAAUUUGAGAAACCGAAGGGCAAUGGCAAUUUUUUUCGCUUGCAGAAAUAGCCAGUGCCAGGAAGUGUGCGCACUCAGUUUGGAAUGGGACAUGGGAAGCUGUAGGCUUCACCUUUUGUUGCAGUUCUGGUCUAGAUGCCCUCCGCCACAGUCUGCAGUUUGUACGGUGGGGGGAAAUCCCAUUUGCUCCAGUGGAAGCUUCCUCCCCACCUCCCGUGCGAAUUGCGGACCUGAUGAGGUGUGUGUGUCUAGAUUAUGACUGUAAUGGACAGCAAAGGGCUGAAUCACAGAACUGAAGAGUUGGAAGGGGCCCAAAUAGUCAUUUAGUCCAACUUUCAUGUGUUCCAGUGUUCCAGGCCAAAUUGGAGCUCCUGCUCAAGCUGUUUCUGCAUUACAAACCCUGCCCUCAGGGCACAUGGCUUGAAUAACAUCAUGUGUAACUUGGCCCGUAGCGAAAAUUGGUUUUAGGAACCAAGUCUUUGAGCCCAUCUUUGUCGAAUACCAAUCGAAAACUCAAGAGCUGCUCUGUUAUCUAUGUAAUGGGUGCAUCCAGCUUCACUGAACUUUGUGAAUGUACUAGAGUGGAAGACUAGACUGAAAGGUCCAUUGUGCCUUUCCAAAUCAAUAUUUUUAUUGUACGAGCAUGGAAGUCGGAAAAGGGCAUCCAAUAGGUAGGCUAGCUGAAGUCCUCAAAGCUGUAGGCUCAGUCCUCGUGUGUCUCCAGUCUCCUCAACUGUUUUCCUUUGCUCUCCUUGGCUAAGAUAUGAGGCAGAAAAGGCCCUGAGGCAAAGUGUGCAGGAUGACGUCGAGAACAUUCGCAAGGAACUCGACAACAUGACAAUCAUCAUAACAGACCUGGAAAUGGAGAUCGAAGCUCUCCGUGAAGAUCACAUCCUCAAGAAGAAGGAACAUGAGGAGGUAGGGGAAAUUUCCAGAUCUGCUAAAAUAAGGCCAUAAGAUGACUUUCAUGGAUUUCAUUACAGUCUUAUUGCUUUUAAAGAAACUAAUCCCCAAAUCAAAUCCUUUUUGACUCAUUCUCCACUUGAAAGCUGAGUUUUGGAUAAGCCAUAUCAUAAUUAUAUUGAAUACAAAUAGGAGAUUGUGGACUACAGUACAUUAGCACUAUCUGUUGGGCAGUGUGAGUGGAGCUUGUUUUGCACAAAGCUCACACACUUUAUUUCCAUUUUAAAUUUCGGGCAUGCAUUUCUCUCUUUAAAAUAUUGAUAUCCCGCCCCAAAUACAGUAAAAAUACAGUCAAGAUAUACCUAAAUAGCAAAGGGCCAUUCCACCAUAAAACGGCUAGAACAACAAGAAAAAUACCUGCCCACCCAAAUUCACUAACAUCGUUAACAACCGAAUUCCUUCCAGAAAUAUAAUUAGGGAAGAAGUGAGGUGGUCUUCUCUGGGCAGGGAAUCCAAUCUUUGACUGCAGCCAUUAGAAAUACGUUCUCUCAGUCAACUGUCCCAAAACAGUAUAUAGGUUUAAAGGCGAUAACCAAUACUUUCAAUUGGGCCUGGAAGCCAACUGAGAACCAGUGAGGCUGUUUCAGCAAUAAUGCAACAUACUUCCAAUAUCCAGUUCCAGUUUAUAGCCUAGCUGCUGUACUUUGAAGAAGCUGAAGUUUCCGAACACUCUUUCAAAGGCAGCCCCACAUAUAGCACAUUUCAGUAGUGCAGACAUUACGUGUCCAAGGUACAUUUUACCACAGCCAGAUCUGUCCUUUCCAGGAAUGGAUAUCAUGGGCACAACAGCCAGGAAUUGAUAUCAUGGGCACAACAGCCUACACUGGGCGAAAGCAUCUCUGGCCAAGUCCAGAAGCCCUCUCAAACUACCUUAACCUACCUUAACCCUCUUCAGUAGAACACACACAUAUAUAGCUUGGCACAGCUAUCCCAUGGUCCAUUGCUGAGAUUACGACAGCACAAAGGAUGUUGCAUAUUUCAGAAAGAUUCCCUUAACCAGUACAGAUCAGAGAGAAAUUCACUUCAGUUUACAUUUAAAGCUGAAUUUGUUACAGUCACACUUUCUGGAAGAGUAUAAGAACUGAAACGCAGCCUUCGUGAAUUUUGCAAUGUAGUUCUCCAACCAAAAGAGCAUUUGCAAAAAUGAAUAAUGAAAGUGAACAUGGAAAAAUGCAUUAAGAGAAGUUGCUUUCCCCCCCCAAAAAAAGUACCUUAGUCAAAGCUGCAGACAAAAAAAGUUUUUAUUUGGAGAAAUUUGCAAUAAAAUACUGACGAAUCUUCAUUAGUAUUUUUUAAAUAAAUAAAUAAAUUUCAAAUUACUGCAGAAACAUGGAGAACUGAAUUUAAGGUUGACAAAAAAUGAGGAAAACAAGAGACACAAAAUUGACAGAUGGUUCCAUCCCUGCCAGCCAGCUUCAAUGUCCCUUGAAUGCUGGGAUAUUGCUUGUGAAAAGGUGUUAAGAGAACAGAAUACAGAAAUGCAUACAUAUUUUCAUGCAAAUUUUUGAAAUAAAAAUGUUUGCAAAAGCGGGACAAACUGAACUAAAGAUUGGGGGUGGGGAAUGAGAAACUGAAAUAGAUUUAUCAUUCCUUGUAGGUAGUAAUAUCUAAUUUUUGCUACCAUAGGUAAAACACAGCUAUUGCAACCUUAAAGUGUUUCUAGUGGUAGUUCUGUAGAGUUAACUAUCAAAGGGGACACAGUUAUAUAAAUGCAGAACAUGAUUAACCAACAUGCAUUAGUGUUCCAUUGGCUGGUGUCAUUUUAUGCUCAGAAACCCCUUUUCAAAAAUGUAUUGCAGCUGUCCCCUGCCACCAAGCAAUCAGCACAAAGCAUCACAGUUUUCAUGUGCUCUGAACACUGGCUGGUUUUAGCAUCCUCCCCUUAGUUUCCCAAGGGCACUGUCACUAUGUAAACCACAGGACGAUAUUGCAACGAAGGGAACUUUACCAUACCAGUUUGGCUUGUUUAAUAAUUAGGUUGUUUACAGAGUAAUUAUGUGUUUUCAUUCAGCUGCUCCUGCGGUAAUUACACAGAACCUUUAUAGCUUUUGCAGCAAGACUUGGCAAAGUACAGACACAUUUUUGUGUGCGUAAAACUACUGAUAUUAGAUGAAAAGAACAGUUUCAGGUUUUGAAGAAUUCUAUCCCCCUGCCCCCCCCCAAUCAAGUUACCGUAUUUUUCCGUGUAUAACACAUCCCCGAUUAUAAGAUGCCCCUUAUUUUCGGGGACUCAAAUUUAAGAAAAUGGAAGGGGGGAGAGAUUGCCCUGCUCGUGGCAGCAACCAAUCCCCCGUCCCACCUCUGCACAACCCUGUAUAAGACGACCCCCCAUUUUUGAUAUUAUUUUAUCAGAAAAAAACCUCAUCUUAUACAUGGAAAAGUACGGUAUGUUUAAGUAAAGAUCCAAUAUUUUUAAAGGACAAUUUAACUGUUCUUCAGGACUCAGUUUUUCUACAGUACGCCCCAGCCCUGGAUUUCAUUUAAAAACAGAAGUCCACCUAUCAGAAGAUCAUAUACUUGCUAUCUAUAUUCUGUCUCCUAUUUUAAAGAAGCCCUCCAGAUUUUCUUGCACAAACACUUUCCCAGUUGCAGAGCACAUGAUUGAUACAAGAACCUUGGACUAUCUCAGGCAUCUCCAGUUACAAGACAAAUUCGAUUGUCAUAUAUCGGAUUAAUAAGGCAAGAUAGGAGCAACCAGUAGCUUUGGAUAUUAAGCCAGAGUUUAAAGAUGUCUCAUUAUCUUGGCUGGUUCUGAAGUUGUGAAUCACAGUUUCCAGUUUGGGGUGAAAUGGGAAACUAUACUUAAUGAAAGACUUAGUUAUAAUUGAUUCCCUUAUGCACACAAAGGGGCUUAGUGCUUGACCAUAAACUUAGAUAGGAUCUCCUGGACUUGCCCAGUCUGGACAUCGGCCGAUCCCAAAACCUCCAUGUCAUCCCCUCCCUUCAAUAUUUAGCCAAAAAUAUUUAAAUUCUCUCUCUUGGGAACCAAGUCCUGCAGUCUGUCCUCCACAUUGCUUAAUUUGUUCUUAUGCAAAAAAGUGGGCUGCCAAGGUAUAGGAAUUUUGAUCUGUGGUGCAGCCUCUGUGCCUUACUUCUGCAGUUCUUUGCUGGUUGAUGAUUAAGACCAACAGGGAAACAAUUGUCUAUGAUGAGCUAGCUUUAAGAGGAAGAAACAGUCAACAAGUUGGCAUGUGUUUCCAUUGUUUUGAUAUUUUGAUCUGAAGUUGCCAGGAGACCUCUGUUAAAGGGCGGGAUGUCAGUUCUGAAAAGAAACAAAUAACCAGCAAGCAAACACCUAAAAUCACCAAUUGUACAGAUUCUCCAGGAACAAGCACAUGCAUGCACCUAUAACAAAUUAAAUUACAUCAGUGUAAAUUUUCUGCGGAAGAAAUAAAGCAAGCCUAGGGAAGCUGUGGCUCUCCAGAUGUUUUAGAACUACAAUUCCCAGGUCUCCUGAGCACUGGCCAUGCUGUCUGGGACUGAUGGGAAUUGGAGUUCAGGAACCUCUGAUGAACCACCGGUUCCCCGUCUCUGGAAUAAGUGGGAAUGAGAUACAGGUGGAGUGUGUGUUUUUUUAAUGAUAGCUAGGAGGGGAGAAUCAAGAUAACAAGGGAGCUUUCUCACACUCAGGCCCUGACCCAAUUUUCUCUUCCCUUGGAGCACAGCUAAGUCAGCUCCUGUUGAAAAGACAAAUAUGGGGAAAUCUCAUCUGCUUCUAAUGAGGUUUAGGGAUCCUGUUCUACCAGCACUGGUCUCCCUGGGCUAGAGACAAUUGCUGAGAUCUCUCCCCGGGCUAAGAUUCUGGGUUUUCUUAAUUACUUUUUAAUGGAUGGGCAUUGGAGCCAGAGAUACAGGUGUAAGCUGUGUUGAACCACCUGAACUCCACCUCACCUGCUUCUCCUUUGUCAUCUCAGCUGUUUAUUUGCCAACCACCAAUGGCAACUCCUCUAAACUUUGUCUCAAUUAACUGUACAUGAUCAUCCGUCCUGGAAGCUGCUGGGCCUCUCUUAGGCCACAUACAGGGGACAGUGCGUUGUUGGGAAUGGGACCACCGGGAAGGAUACAGGCCCAUCACUCCAGUUUUGAGAGCUCACCUUUGUUACUAUUUCCUCCUUCCCUUGAACUGCACCCCAACAUGUUCGGUGUGGAUACAAGUAGAAGAUCGUGCAAAUUCAUGGAGAGCGGGAGGGGUUGGAGCAGCAGAUCUGCUCAGUGGACCACUGGAAUACCUUUUAGAGUUUACAAAGCCAUCCCUUAUAAUGUUGGGUUGGAUGCACAUGGAAAAACCCAUAAAUGCCUGAUAGAUCCAUAAAGACCCAUCCCUCUCUCUUCCUCUAAAACCCUCUAAGAGAGCCAGGGAGGCCCCAGUGAGCAUGAGACUCAUCUCAGGGUUGUGGGUUCCAGCCCUAUCAUUGGGCAGAAGAUUCAUGCAAUGCAGGGGUUGGACAAGAUGAUGGUAGUGGUCCCAUCCAGCUCUACAAUUUUAUGAUUCUCUGUGUUUGGGUGCGAUAAUGGCAGACUCUUUGAAAGGCAUGCUUGGGCCAAUUCCAUUUCUGUUGGCCUUAGAUUCUGUUCAUGUCCCCUUGUUUUGCUCUUUCCAGCUCCAGCAGACCACAUAUAGUGUUUCCUCCUUGCCAGUUGUUUUGACAACUUCUGCUAAUCCAAGGGGCUUCCCUUGUAUGUUUGACAUUUUUGCCCCAAGAACCUGAUUUGCAACUGGCGGCAUCUCAUUUCAUCACCUUGUAAUUUUCCAAGUUUGCUGCAGGUAGGCCUGCUCAGGGCUGACAUGUAUUCAUUUCAAUGAACUGGAGGCACACCUGUAGCAGUUGCUGUCUCCAAAGGGAGAGCAACAAGAAAGGGCUGUUGCCUUCAUGCACGGCUGGUGGGCUUCCUCGAGGCAUCAGGUUGGCCACUGUAAGAAAUAGGAUCUGAUUAGGCUUUGGUCUCAUCUAGCAGGAGUGUGCCCUAUUUUAUUCGGCAAUCACAUUCUUUAGAGACUUCCAGAUGUCUUUAGGACAUCAUCCUAAAAAUAAUUCUCACCUCUCACCCAAAGAGAAGAGGAAGGACAGAUUGGAAUGUGGCCAUCCCAUGGGCUCCUCUCGCUUCUGAUGAUGUCCUUUACGUUAACCUCCAUCUUUAACCCUUCAUGUGCAGGACAUGCAAGCACACGGCGCUUCCAAGGACUUCAAGGUGAAUGUGAAGGUGAAUUCUGCUCCACAAGAAGAUCUGGCCAGGAUCCUGGCAGGGAUAAGAGCGGAUUAUGAAGCCAUUAUUGAAAAGAACCGCCAAAGCCUUGAUGCCUGGUUCCAGCAGCAGGUAAUCUUUGACAUGAGCGAGAUGGAGAAAGCCCUGUUGAACUACCCUGGGCCCAUAUGUGUAUUUUUAAGUGUUGUGAGCUAGGCAUGACCACAAAAUGGUUGCCAUUUGGUGGGGGGGCAUUCAAUGUCCUUUUCUGUACACGUAUGUAUCUUUUGUGUGUCUUCACACCAAGGGAAAAUGUAUAGAGAGAACAAGAAAACAACAGACACACACACAGAGAGAAAAGCACACACAACUCCCCAAAAUUCUGGGCUAGAAGACCCUUGGGUCUCUCCCAACUCAAUAGUUUUAUGAUUCUGUAACUCAGCAGUGGAACAAUUUCUGCACUGACUUGAAUGGGAGGGGUGCCUGCACCUGUAAAAAUGGCUGGGGAAGCUCUGUUUGAACAACAGAGCCCUUGGAAAGGGUGAACUUCUCACCACCAGCCAUUCUUGGAGUGGGACAGCUUCCCUCUCCAUAUGCAAGUCAAUAGAGGCAUCGCACCACAGUUACAUAAGGGCAAGAGCCCGGUGGGCGUCAUGGCACGGCCUGAUGGGGUGGCACACCUUUGGGGAUACUAGGGCUACAAUUUGAUACCUUGGCCACCCACAAAUUAGGAACUGGCUUCAGGGUGCUACGAGGGCAUGCUGGCUUAAUCCUAUUCCAGGAAUCGACAGUGCCCCAGGGAGUUCUUCCAUACCCAUUGUCCCUGCGAUUAUGAAUAAGCUGACUUCCAGGCAGGCAAAGUGCCUGCUUAGGUGUGAAUAGUUAAGAAACGCCACCUCCCGAUAUGAGGUAAUGCUGUUCACUGCUGCAUGGAUGGCUUUGCUAGCACCCAAACCUCAAAGGACUAGCCACAAAGCUGAUUUCCUCCCUACCUGGGCACAUGCUGGCAAGUGAGGACAUGCCAGCCUCUGCGCCUAAUUGAUGCCAUCUCCAGAAGAGUUAUUCUGGGGGGGAAACAGAACGUUUCCUGGGAUGGGGGAGGUCACAAAGCAAUCUUCCAGGGGAAGGAUGGUGAAAGCCUAGAGUAGGACCUGAUCCCUUCUGGGGGGCACAUGCAAAUGGUGGGCAGGGCCAGAGGCGGAAGUGGGUGGGGCAACAAAUCUCCAUUCUACCUUUGUGCAGCAGGUGAGUUUCUACACCCACUCACAAACCCUUCCAUCCCAGCAAGCAAGAAGCAUUAUUAGAGUUGAAGGACACAUGCCAGCCAGGGCAAAACACUUUGCCCUGCAAAGUAGGCUGCAAAGCAGGGACAGUGAGAGCUGACCCCUCGAGGGAGGGUCCCGAGGGCCAGAAACAGGGCUGCAUUUGGCCCCCAGGGCUGAGGUUCCCCACCCCUGACGUAGGCAGGUCAGAGGAAAGAUUCUCAGUGAGAGCUCACAGGAUCCUAUAAGAAAGGUGUGCUGCUCCAAGCAGGCUCAGGCGAGUCUGUUCAUGGCAACAGCACAAACAAAAGACUUUUAAAAAUAUUUAUAUUUUAUUGAACAUUUUCAGUAGAGAGAUGCAGUGGAAUAAAAUGAACACAAAACAAAACAAAAUUAGAGAAAACUACUUGAAACUGUGGUACAAUACAAUAUAUAGGUAUAUAAACAGUGCGGUUAUCCUAACAGGUAUAAAACUUAUUAACAAGUCAUUAUGCUUUUUUUCUAAAUGCAUUCCAAAUAUCAUUAUAUUUUUCCAUGCAUGAUCUACCUAUAAAAGCAAUCAGUUUGUAUGUUGCAAGAGUAGUCAUAUCUUCUUUUAUCUAUCAUUCAAAGGGAGCCAUGGUAUUAUUUUUCCAACGUAUCAGACUUUUAGCAGAAGUAAGGACGCAAAGAAUCCAUUUGCACUGACCCGCUGUCAAACCACAUAAUGUUGGUAUGUGGUUUAGGAUAAUAUUAUCGUCUGACAAUUUUAAUUCAAACCCCCCCCCCAAAAAAGUAGGCUUUAUAGAUCUUAAUACUUUCCUCCCACAAUUUGUCAGCAUUGGACAAUGUAUAAACAUGCAUGUUGUUGUAGACAGGCCCUUUCUGUGCAAGAGUAGCAGAGUCUCCAACAGCACAACAAAAUGUGUUGCUACUUUUUUUGUUCCACAGGUCGCCAGUGAGUCUAUGGAAGAUGCGCCCAGCCAGGAAGAACUACAGAACAACCGGAAGGAGAUCUCCGACCUGAACCACACUCUGCAGAACCUGGAAAUUGACCUGCAGACGCAGCUGAACAAGGUAACGUAGCCAAAGAUAGAGGAGGAUGUAGCAGACAUGGCUCACGAGGACGUGCAGUCUCAGAGCCAAUGGUCAUCACAUUGAGCGGGCCAUAGCUCAGUGGCAGAGUGACUGCUUUGCCGGCAGAAGGUCCCAGGUUCGGUUCCUGACAUCUCCAUGUCGGGCUAGAAGAGACCCUUGCCUGGAAUGCUGGAGAGCUGCUGCCUGUCAGUGUAGGAAAUACUGAGGUAGGAGGGUCAGUAUAAGGCAGCUUCCUAGGUUCUACAUUCCAGCAGCCCUCAAGAACAAAGUUCUAGUUAGAGGGCCAACCUUGUUGUGAAGAUUAAAUGAGAAGGAGGAAAACCAUGUAUGCCACAGUUGAGUUCCUGGGAUGGGGAAAGGUGGGCUAUAAAUGCAAUAAACAAUAAAUAAACAAACAAAUAUUCCCCACACAAGGAACAAUAUUUGGUACAAAGGGAGAGUAAUUAAGCCAUGGCGCUACUGACGUACAUGAAAGUAUGUAAAGGACAGGCUCCUGCCUUAAAGAAAUUACAUUCUUAAUUUAGUUAGGCAGUAGGGAAGUGGAGGCAGAAAGAAGACAACAGAUGAUGGAUAAUGUAGUUAUUGCUCAACCUGACAGCCAUCUAAUAUGACUAUAGGCAUGUUAAAGAUGUGAAUCCUGAAAUUGCUGCUAGGCUGAGCCCGUCAUUUACAAAUCCUCAAAUAAAUAACUGUAAUUUCUGGGGUUUCUCUUUAAAUCACCACAAAUAUUUUACAGAAGAUGAUAUCAUUGGAUCCCCCACCCUUCUCUCUUUUCCAGAAAUUCGCCAUCGAAAACACCUUGGAUGAAACCAAGUCUCGCUACGCCUUCCAGCUUCAGAGCAUCCAACACGUCAUCUCCAGAUGUGAAGAAGAGCUCAGCCAGAUCCGCAACGACCUCAGGUCUCAAAAUAACCAAUACAAGGUCCUCCUUGGAAUAAAAACACGCCUGGAGAAGGAGAUUGCGACUUACCGCGAGCUUCUGGAUGGAAAGAUUGAUGGGUGAGGGAAAGUUAAUAUUGAGUCAGGCAAAGGAAAGAAUAAAUCUAUGGCUGGUAUCUACAUAGAAUUGGUAUGUUUUUAUGCAGACAAAGUGCACAGCAGGAAAACUGAGGCCCCAUCAUGUAUACAGGUACAUGCCUGAAAAAAAAUACAUUUAUGUGGCACUUAGGGCUGCUUUUAGAUGGCAGGUAAUCCCAAUGCACUGGACAUUACCCCUUCAGAUGUGCAACUCUCUCUAUGCAUGAUAGAAGGUAGCAUAUAUGCAACUCCCUACUCAAAAGUCACAGAGGUUUUCAACCUUUUUGAGUCCAUGGCUCCCUUGAUCAGCUACAUUCUUUCUGUGAUACCCCUGUGGAGUUCAGGAGCCCAGUUAUGUCACUCCUUGUCUGCAGAGCUGGCAGCCUCUCACCCUUUUUUGAACACCCUCCCUUGAGGGUUCCCUCAGCCUCCUCUCCCCUCUCCUUGGGAGUCCUCUGGGCAGUCGCCACAGCCAUCCCUGGUCUCUGAGCUGCCUCAGCUUCUGGCAACCAGCAUCCCCACCCCCUGCCCGUACGGGCCAGUCUUGACAGACUCUAGGGUUGUGCGCUCAUCUCACUCUAGAGGCCGGGAGCCAGCGCUGUCCGCAGACACUUCCGGGUCACGUGGCCAGCGUGACAAGCUGCAUCUGGCAAGCCAGCGCAGCACACGGAACGCCGUUUACCUUCCCGCUAGUAAGCGGUCCCUAUUUAUCUACUUGCACCCGGGGGUGCUUUCGAACUGCUAGGUUGGCAGACUCUGGGACCGAGCGAUGGGAGCGCACCCCGCCGCGGGGAUUUGAACCGCCGACCUUUCGAUCAGCAAGUCCUAGGCGCUGAGGCUUUUACCCACAGCGCCACCCGCGUCCCUAUUGUGGAGGACUAACAAAACUUAAACGUCCCAGACACAGAAAGAAGAGAGGGGACACCUAGCUGUGUACAGUGCCCACCCCCUAACACUAAUUAAGAAAUAGAAAUAGGGUUGUAUGAGAAUUUGCAUUGUGCAUAUUAAUUUAUGCUGCCUUUUUUUUGGUCAUUUCGCAGAAUGACGGGCUCCACUUCAAGCUCUAGAGGUAAAAGUCUUGAUAAUUGUUGGAAAAGUCCCAAUAUUCUUUAUGUGUUUUGUUUAUGUUUCCAUCUGGUUGGAUUUCCGUGGAGAAUUUCUAUCUCAAAAACAUGAGCAGCGUCCUCAUCCUCUAAAUGAAGGGUGGGGGAUGAGGGGUGUACAUGGUUGGGAAGUUGUGUCCUGUACAAAGGUAAGGGUCACAUCCAUUGCUCCACCUACAUCUGGCAUGCAGCCACUGAAUGAGGGUAACUUAUGAGGGUCAAAAGGGUUCCACAUCCUUGCUGGAUCCAGAGGUGAUCAACAUCUGGCUGUGAAUAUGAGCUAGGUGUGUGGAUGCUCCAGCUCACAGGAGUUGCAUUCACAAAAGGCUUCUUGUUAAGCACCAUUCCCUGCUUGAAGUAAGAUUCAAAAUGGCACCAGCCCUGUGGAGCACCUGUCCAUCAGAUGUCAAACAGAUAAACAACUCUAUGACUUUUAGAAGACAUCUGAAGGCAGCCCUGUAUAGGGAUGUUUUUUUAAUGUUUGGUGUUUUUAUAUUUUGUUGGAAGCUGCCCAGAGUGGCUGGGGCAACCCAGUCAGAUGGGCAGACAAAACUAUUAUUAUUAUUAUUAUUAUUAUUAUUAUUAUUAUUAUUAUUAAAUGUAAGUCCAUUGUGAACAGACGUUUCGCUGUGGAGAGUGAAGUGGAGAGAGAUAUAUUCCCACCCUCCGGGCAUCUCUUACAUUUAAUAAGAUAAGCAGAACCCCGCACACCUCAAGAGGUUUACAAAGUUUGCCCACACUUCACAAAAGAGGCAGAAACAGAAACACUUCCUUCAUGAGGAGCAAAGUUUUUCACAUAACUAGAGAGUGGGAUCGCAACAGUGUGAAGGAAGAAUAAUUUCCUCAGAAUUCAGCCUUCUGCUCUGCGUAUGUCAUGGCUUGGUCACUGCCAAAAUGUUUAUGAAGUAAAUGUCAUGCUUACCUCAAGUUAAGGGAAACUUUUCCAUCACAAGGGCCACAUUCCCUGCUGGACAGCCUUCCAGGGGCCACAUGACAGAGGCAAAAGUGGGCAAACCAAAUGUUGCCUUCAUACGGUAGGCUAGUUUCUAUGCACAUUGAUUGGCCUUUCUCUGGCCUCUACUGAGGCAUUGCCACAGUUCAAGGACACAUUCCCAGUCAGGCCAAAACACUGGGGGGGGGGUGAAAAGCAGAGCCAUUGAAAGGCAUGGCCUGGGGAGACUUCUGAGGGCCAGAUAAAGUGGCACGGAGGGCCACAUUCUGUCCCUGGGCUUGAGGUUCCUUGCCCCUAUUUUCAAUAUCAGAAGGGCUGCCGCAUGGAAGAUAGAACAAACAGGGACCUGAAUCAAUGGAUUCAAACUGCAAGAAAGGAGAUUCUGACUAAACAUUAGAAGGCAGCUUCUGAUGGUAAGAGCUGUUUGAGAAUGGAAUGGACUCCCUCAGAAGGUGUUGAGCUGUCCUUCAUUUGAGGGUGGAUGGCCAUCUGUCAGGGAUUCUUGAGCUGUGAUUCCUGUAUUGCAGGAGGUUGAAUUAUAUGACCCUAGGUAUAUCUCCAGUUCUACAAUUCUAUGACUCUACAUCAUGUUCUCAUAUUUUUCUAGUAAGCAAGGCCUUCAGGAGCCUGUGCGCCAAUGUCAAAUUUAUAGAACGGUACUAUAACAAUUCUGAUAGUUCAGUUGGGUAGUCCCUCAGUCCCAAACAUCUUUAUCUAUAUAAUAGAGCAUGCCUCACUUCUUGCAUAAUUAUGUAUCCCCACAUUUGUUCCAGGAUAUGGAUCUCCCAGCCAACAUCUAACAAAAAUCAUUCAGGAUAGUGUGGAUGGACAAGUGGUUGCCACACAUACUGGUGAAAUCAAACGGCAAGCUUGAGGUCAGCACUUUGAAGAAAAGAAGCACUUACACGCAGGAAAGAAACCCCACAGAAGUCCAGCUCUCUAAGGAAAAGAACCCUGUUCUUCAUUCACUGAUAUACUUUGGGAGCCUUGAAUCUAUUCCCCCCCCCCUUUUUGCCAUUUACAUGUUGUCACCCAAACCAAUUCUAAUUUUAUUUAAUAUGAAUGCAAAUAGUUUGUCCUCUUCUCUUGGCUCCUACUUCUUUAAAGAGCGCAAUACAAAUAAAUUAAAAAUGUCAU